AUGGCGGUUUGUGCUAUGAAGGUACCAGUAGGUACGCUUGUGUCUGCCCAGAUGGCUACAAUGGAACCAAACUGUGAAAAUGAUAUCCAGGAAUGUGCCAGUAACCCAUGUCUGAAUGGUGCAUCGUGCACUGAGAGUGUUGGUUCCUACUCAUGUGAGUGUGUUCCUGGCUAUGCAGGGGAUAGGUGUGAAACUGACAUUGAUGAGUGUAGCAGCAGCCCCUGUCAGAACAAUGCAACAUGUGUUGACCUGCUGAAUGCAUACAGCUGCAACUGUACCGCUGGAUGGCAAGGGACAACUGUGAAAUUGAUACAUCCCCAUGUGGUAGCAGCCCGUGCAAUGAAUAACGCAACAUGUCGCAACUUGGAUACAUCAUACAAAUGCUUGUGCUCCAUCGAAUGGACUGGAAGUAUUUGUGACAUUGAAACCAUUGAGUGUUCAAGCCAGCCGUGUUUAAACGGAGGCACAUGCUUUGAAGGCAACAAUGCAUUCAGAUAUAUUGAAGAGUGCUCCAGCAGUCCUUGCCAGAAUAAUGGAUCCUGCAUUGAGGGAGUGAAUGGAUACAUCUGCCAGUGUAUGGCAUCACAUACUGGCACACAUUGUGAGAUAGAUAUCAAUGAGUGUGAUAGUAACCCCUGUCUGAACGGCGCUACCUGCGUACAAGAGUUAGAUCUCUAUACAUGCCAGUGCCCCCUUGGCUUCAACGGUACCAACUGUGAGAUAGAUUCAAAUCCGUGUUUGAGCGACCCAUGUCUGAAUGGCGCAACUUGUUUACAACAACUUGACCUUCAUACUCCUGCCAAUGCCCCGCAGAAUGGUCAGGAAUUAACUGUGAAACAG
Messenger RNA from Strongylocentrotus purpuratus (purple sea urchin), 840 nucleotides. Its product is annotated as fibropellin-3-like. The transcript is spliced from 8 exons. The record is from RefSeq and is a predicted model, not a curated record. Gene Ontology annotation, molecular function: calcium ion binding. Lineage: Eukaryota; Metazoa; Echinodermata; Echinoidea; Camarodonta; Strongylocentrotidae. The annotation marks the transcript as partial.